This is a messenger RNA of Cylindrotheca closterium, 921 nucleotides long. The record is from the annotation of a GenBank genome assembly. Lineage: Eukaryota; Bacillariophyta; Bacillariophyceae; Bacillariales; Bacillariaceae.
AUGACAGAACAACAGCAACAACAGCAACAACAACAACAACAACAAGCUAACGAAGAAGAAAAGGCCCUUCGCCAUUCCCUAGCAACAUUGGACGUCCAAAAGAAAUCAAUGGAACUAGAAGCCGAUGCCAUUGUUUCCGAACUCACGACACCCCCAUCCGAAGGUGUGGAACCCAUGGGGAUUGACACGCCCUUGGUCGAUCACGAGGGAUAUCCGCGAGGAGACGUGGAUGUCUAUCGAGCUCGUACACUCCGACAACGAUUCCACGUGCUCAAGACCGAUCACAAGGCAAUUUCGCAAAAGAUUGAUGCCAUGCUGCGUCAUUUGGCCAUCUUGAAGAACCCGCAACUCAAAAAACAGCAGCAGGACGAAAUGGCGGCACGGACCACGAAAAAACCAAAGCCAAAGCUUGAUCCCAUCACUGGCAAAUGGGUGGUCAUGAAUUGGGAUGGCACCGUGGCGGGAGUUCCAGGAGGAGAGAAACGAAACUUUCAAAAUUUGUCCAAACAAGUUUCUCAGCUGACCGAAGACUCAUUGAUGAAUAGCUCACGGCGAGAUGAUUCUACACAAGAUUUACCAUUGGUCGUUCCCGCUCCAGUAGCCGCCUCGCCUUUGGAAGUCCCCUUUGCUCGUGUCAAUGCCGUGGCCCAAGAAUCUCCCGCCCAAGAUGCCGGACUGCUGGAGGACGAUUUGAUUUUCAAAUUUGCAGAUAUCAAUCUUGAAAAUCACAAUCACUUGAAGGCCAUUUCGGCCUUGGUACCGGACGUGGCAGGAGAGGGAGGAAGCAUCUCGAUAUCCGUCAAGCGACGAAAGCCAGACGCGGCACCGGACGAUUGGGAUACGGUCGUCUUGUCGCUAACACCAAAGCCAUGGAGUGGCAGAGGAUUGAUUGGAUGUCACAUUGUUCCUUACACGAGCUAG